This is a messenger RNA of Dioszegia hungarica, 1134 nucleotides long. RefSeq names its product ER membrane protein SH3-domain-containing protein. Gene Ontology annotation, cellular component: endoplasmic reticulum membrane. The coding region runs from base 1 to 1134 and encodes 377 amino acids. The transcript has 7 exons. NCBI's taxonomy places the organism in Eukaryota, Fungi, Basidiomycota, Tremellomycetes, Tremellales, Bulleribasidiaceae. Gene Ontology annotation, biological process: endoplasmic reticulum to Golgi vesicle-mediated transport. The record is from RefSeq and is a predicted model, not a curated record.
AUGAGUGGCAAGGACGGCCCUCCCGCUACCUUCACACCAUCGAGAAAUUCCAAGUUCAUACACGAACGGAUGAUGACCACCGGUCAGCCUCCAGAAGGUAUGCGUCAGCGAUUGGAUCCGCAGCAUGGCUCACUUACUACCAUCGGUACUGCACAGCUCUCCUCCGCGCAACUGAGCAUGAUCGACUUUCACAAGAAUCCGACGUGGAUCUCGUUCGAGGACUCAAAUCUCAACUAUGGCGACGGCUUUGCUCCAUACAUCCGCGAGAACCCAAUCGCGACCGAAGGAGUCGAGAGUCGGGAGUUCAAGGUCAAGUUGGAUUUCAGGGACUCGAUCGGAAAGACGCCUAUCAGCAGCGAUCACGUCCUCGUUCAGAUCACAGGCGUCACCGGGCACAAGCCGCUUCCUCCUGACAUGACUCCAAGGGCGGAGGUCAUCACCACGUUCAGUGACAUUCGAGGCGAUCACUCCGACUUUGACGAGAACCCCAAACGGACGUUUGACAUGGGAUUCGCAUCGUCCAUCGUCCUCGGCUCGAGCGCUUUUGUGCUGGGUAUGAUCUUUGUCGCUCAGGCUGUAGACAUACCCUUGCUGUACCAGCCGGUCACGGACCAGGCCAUCGAGAAUGCCUAUACCUUCUACGGGAUCUGGUGGGAAGCGCCGGGCGCAAUCAAGGCGCUCUUCCAUGUAGCACUCAUCCUCCCCCUCGUGGUCCUCCUUGGCAAGCUGCACCGGUGGAGCGAGAGCGCCAUGUUUUUCGACGGGUCUGCUAUCUUCUUGCAAUCUGCCAUCAUCAUCCUGUAUUUGUCAAUCCACGUCCAGUCUCUCCGGACAUUCCUCCCCGACUCGCACACCACCACCUCCUUCUCCAUCCUCCCCACGCCCCCACCGCGCCUCACCCCCGCGACCGAAUCCGAAAAAGUCGAAGCCGUCCGCGUUCUGGCCGCGGGGAACGCCCUCGUCGCACUGCUCGUGCUGGGCGUGAUGGGCAUGCAGGUGGGGCAGGAGUAUGCGCGGAGGCUGGAGGAGAGGGAGCAGGGGGAGAUUGAUAGACGAUUUGCGGCGCAGGUGCAGGUGGCUGCUGGAGCUGGGGCUGAGGGCAAGGAGAAGGUGGAGAGUAAGAAGACAAAGUAG